This is a messenger RNA of Drechmeria coniospora, 2238 nucleotides long. RefSeq lists its product as uncharacterized. NCBI's taxonomy places the organism in Eukaryota, Fungi, Ascomycota, Sordariomycetes, Hypocreales, Ophiocordycipitaceae. Bases 1 to 2238 code for a protein of 745 amino acids. The record is from RefSeq and is a predicted model, not a curated record. The transcript has 2 exons.
AUGCAGCACCACCCGUCGCCUUUCGAUCCCAUCCCCGAACUCUACUCGAUGCCUGAGCACGCCAGCCGUCGUCUGAGCCGGCCAAUGGCCCGUUCCUCCACCGCCCCCAACCUCGCCUCUCCAGCCUAUCCCAUGUAUCCCGGGCUGCAGACGCCCGGCAUGAACCGCUACAGGACGAGGGACUCGGUCCCCAUCGUCCUGAACCGCCCCCGACGACUAUCCGGCCACCCGAGCUCGAACCCGAAUGCGAACCCGAAUACGAAUGCCAACCUCAUGUCGGCGGCGAGACCCGACGAGAGCUUCGACCCGCGAGCGAGGGUCCCAUCGUCGGGACUUGUGACGAGCCGCAGGUCCGUCGAGCAAUCUUCCUGGAGGCCGACUUACCCGCAGCCUCCACGGCCGGCCGGCAUGCAAGGCCACGGAGCUGGCACCUUGCCGGCCGACGUCUUUGCAACCCUGCCGGGCGAGGUGCUGGAAGUCAUCCUGCAGAUGCUCAAGGAGCUGCAUCUCGACGCCGACGCCGCCAGCUGCGCAACCUGCUGGAUGCGGGAUCUGUGCAGCCUGUCCUUGUGCUCACGCAAGUGGUACGGCACCACUCGGCGCGCGCUCUACGCCGACAUCCUCAUCGUCGGACAGGACUCCCCGGCCCACAAGAAGCGCUUCAAGCAAUCUCAGGGUUCGCGCAUCAUGCUGCUGCGGUCCACCCUGCGCGCCAACAGGGGCCUCGCGAGCCUCGUUCGUUCGUUGAAAGUGCCCAUCCCCGUCUCCGACCUCGUCGGCAACCCCGUCGGCGCCAAGGGAGCAACGGCCUCGGGCUCGCAGCUCGAGGAGUAUGAGGACAACGUGGCGGCCCUGGUGAUGGCGUGCCCGAAGCUCGAGCGUCUGUCGGGCCCCAUCUUCACCUACGGCCACUCCUUCAAGAAGAUUUUCCACGCUCUCUCCACCCGCACGAAUCUGCGGGACAUGAAUUGGCUCAUCGAGCCAUCCGCCUCCUCUGCAGCCUCUCCGGUGUCCCAGUCUGCCGAGCGAUCCUCCCCCUGCGCUGCUCCUGCCGAGGCAGCCAAGCUGCAGCCCGCACAGGAGGUUGCCUUCCUGGAGCAGCACAGGAACUGGAAAAGGUUGACGACGCUCUCGAUACACUGCCUGCCAGAGGCGACCAUCGGACAGGCGACGCUGCUCUCCCGAACCCUCACCGUCCUUCCCUGUCUGCAGAAUCUUCACCUCUCCAACCUCUCUCCCGACGCCUUCAACAACAAGAACCUCCUCUCGCUUCCCGCCCUCCACUCGCUCACGCUGUCCAACAUCCCCGGCAUCAGCUCCCAGGGGCUCUCCCAGUUCGCGACGCGCGCCAACAGCCGGUCCCUGCAAUCUCUGACCCUUCGGCACACGCCCCUCACCUCCCUGCCGGCCCUCGCCCGCAUCCUGUCCAACCUGAUCUCGCUCACCUCCUUUGCGCUCGUCCAGUCCUUCCCGCCGCUCAUGCCCGAGUCGGAUUCGUUUGUCCUCUGGAUGAUGCCCUACCUAGCCUCGACGACCGUCACGAAGCUGCACUGGGACAUCACCAGCCACACGCAAACGGCCGACCUCUCGAGCGACAUCCUCGCAAGGAGCAUCCAAGCCGGCGGCUUCCCUCGUCUGCGGACGCUGCGGGCCCCGAACGAUCCCGAAGGCAGCUUCCAGUCGCUGUGCCGUCCCGUCGAGCGGAUAGACCUGCCUGCCGACCGGCUGCGCAGCACGUCGAGCUCGUCCUGGUCCCUCGACGCGCUGAACACGUCCAGCUCCCCGCCGGCGCAGCUCGUGAGGUCCCCGACCACCGUCUCGCUGCCCGGUGCCGCAUUUCACGCACCGCCUUCGCCCUGCACCAACCUCGUGGCCGCCCGCCUCGCCGCCCAGGCCCGGAUCGAGAGCGCUCGCGACGGCGACGGAUUCCGUUUCCACGUCUAUGUCGAGGAUGAAGAUGGCAGCCUCGUCAACACGUUUGGCUUGGGGAGGUACAUGGGCGCCGUCGGCAGCGAAAUCGAGUACCACCUGCUUCCCGACGAAGGCUCGUCCGACGAAAGGGGCGGCCUCGUCGACGUCACCGACCUCGCCGGCGACGCUGGCGAGAGCCUAACCAGCGGCCGGGAGGGCUGCGACGGGAGCUGGAAUCGCCGAGAAGGAGUCUUUGCCGAUCGGAGGGAAAGGGAGAAGUGGUGGCACGCCGAGAGGGGGCGUUGGAACAAACCCAGACUGAACUAG